AGUGUCAUUUCCGUAGAAAUUACGUUGAGGUUGAGUCUGCAUUAUUUUUGUGUGACGUGCGGUGCGUAAAAAAAAAAAUAGAAAAAGUGUGUAUAAAUCCAGCAAAGGAUAUAUUAACAAUAAAUACUUGUUAAUAAGCGCAUAAUCAACAACAAAUAUGGUUGGAUCACGCGUUUAUGUAGGUGGACUACCGUACGGAGUCCGCGAACGCGAUUUGGAGCGUUUUUUCAAAGGCUAUGGACGCACUCGUGAUAUACUUAUCAAGAAUGGCUAUGGCUUCGUGGAAUUUGAGGACUAUCGUGAUGCAGAUGACGCUGUAUACGAAUUAAACGGGAAAGAACUGCUGGGGGAACGCGUUGUUGUUGAGCCAGCUAGAGGCACAGCGCGUGGCAGUAAUCGGGAUCGUUACGAUGAUCGCUACGGAGGACGCCGCGGUGGAGGCGGCAGAUAUAAUGAUAAAAACAAAAAUUCCAGAUCAUCCUCUCGCUAUGGACCGCCAUUGCGCACUGAGUAUCGUUUGAUUGUCGAGAAUUUAUCCAGUCGCGUUAGCUGGCAGGAUCUGAAGGAUUAUAUGCGCCAGGCAGGCGAGGUAACCUAUGCUGAUGCUCACAAGCAGCGCCGCAACGAAGGUGUGGUAGAGUUUGCUUCAUUGUCGGACAUGAAGACCGCCAUUGAGAAGCUUGAUGAUACCGAGCUGAAUGGUCGUCGUGUACAUUUGGUCGAAGAUCGUCGUGGUGGACGCAGCGGUGGUGGUGGAGGCGGUGGUGGUGGCGGUGGUGGUGGCGGCGGCGGUGGUGGACGUGGUCGAUCCCGCUCGUCCAGCUCUCGUUCACGUUCUCGCUCUCGCAGACGUUCACGUUCACGCCGUUCGUCGCAUUCGCGCUCUAAGUCACGUAGCCGCUCCAAGUCCCGUGGUGGCCGCUCCAAGUCCAAGUCACCAGUCAAAUCGCGUUCUCGCACACGCUCUCGCUCUAACAAAUCUCGCGAUGUGUCCAAGUCAAAGUCAAAGUCUCGUUCGCGCACUCGCUCCCGCUCGCCCAAGCGCGAUUCACAUUCACGUUCACGCUCCAACUCUAAGCGUGAGUCACGUUCCCGUUCACGUUCAAAAUCGAAUCGCCGUGAUUCGCGUUCACGUGAUCGCUCCGCAUCGGCUGAUAACAAGUCACGUUCUCGCUCUCGUUCCCGGUCAGCAUCGCCGAAAAAUGGAAACGCUUCACCGGACCGCAACAACGAAAGCAUGGACGAUUAGAUUAGUUAGCUGUCCCAUUAAUUAUAAAAAUAUUGAUUUUAGUUUUCGACUAUUUACUAUAUAGAAAAACAAAUACAGACACCCUUAUCCACCAAAAUCACUUGAAACAAAGUAAAACCUAACACAAAAAAAGAAAACAAAUCGUGCAAACUUUCUAUCCACUACCAAACAUCGUAAACAUUUUUUUAAUAUUUAAAAAUUAUGUUUUAAGAAUAUAUUCGACAGACAUCGCUAUUCCAACUGUAAUACAAUUGUUGAGUAUACCUGAUUGUAAACACAAACUAAAAGAAACAAAGAAUGGACAUCAGGUCGUCCGGUCGGAUACUUUUUCCAUUGAUUAAUUUUUGAGCAAAGGCAACACAAACUCUUGCCUAACAAAUUGUUUAAACCAAACUAUCACACAUUUGUCUUUACAAAUAUUUCAAUAAAAACUGAAUGGAUUACUUAUAUACAAACUGAAAACUGAGUG
Molecule: messenger RNA, 1718 nt
Organism: Drosophila hydei
Lineage: Eukaryota; Metazoa; Arthropoda; Insecta; Diptera; Drosophilidae
Gene: B52
Product: serine-arginine protein 55
Exons: 9
Coding region: 158-1249 (363 amino acids)
Biological process (GO): mRNA splice site recognition; alternative mRNA splicing, via spliceosome
Cellular component (GO): ribonucleoprotein complex; cytoplasm; nucleus
Molecular function (GO): mRNA binding
Source: RefSeq, a predicted model, not a curated record